CCGGGAAGCACCCGCGACGUGAGUUGUGUUCCUGGAAGCUCUGGCGGUGGCUGCGGCUCUAGUUAGGCGGGCCAGACUCCACGUGCUCCCGGCGAGCCGGUUGAAACCGUUGGCGGGCGCUGGCUGAGAGGCAAUGUUUGCUAUCUUCAAUUAGAAGGACUGAGUUUCAACAGGAUGACUUUUUGACAAGACUUAAAAACCUAUCUUGGAUAGAAGAUAUUUAACCAUUUAGCUAAAAAUGGUAUUUUUUACAUGCAAUGCAUGUGGCGAAUCAGUGAAGAAAAUACAGGUGGAAAAGCACGUGUCUGUCUGCAGAAACUGUGAAUGCCUUUCCUGCAUCGACUGUGGUAAAGACUUCUGGGGCGAUGACUAUAAAACCCACGUGAAAUGCAUAAGUGAAGAUCAGAAGUACGGCGGCAAAGGCUAUGAAGGUAAAGCACACAAAGGCGCCAUUAAACAGCAGGCGUGGACUCAGAAAAUUAAUGGAUUGGUAAAGAAACCCAAUGUCAGCCCCAAAGUGAGAGAACUUUUAGAGCAAAUUAGUGGUUUUGACAAUGUUCCCAGGAAAAAAGCAAAAUUUCAGAAUUGGAUGAAGAACAGUUUAAAAGUUCAUAAUGAAUCAAUUCUGGAGCAAGUGUGGACUAUCUUUUCUGAAGCUUCCAGCACUGAGCCAGUCAGUAAGGGACAGGACCAACAGGCGCCCAGCCAGGCGACAAAUCCAUGUGCAGAGAACUCCGCACCCUCCAAAGUGAGUGACACCCGGGAGAGGCCAGCAGAGGCAAAGAAAAACAGAAGAGAAAGGAAGGAAGAGCGGCAGAAGAAUCGGAAAAAGGAAAAGAAAGAACUAAGGUUAGAAGACCACCAAGAAAAGGCAAAGAAUCAGAAGCCUAAAAAGCGCAAAGAGGAGGCUGACCUUGGGGCCGACCUAGAAGCUGCUGGGAUGGGAGCCCCAGAGGCCAACGGGUCGAUAAGGAAGAAGAGCAAGAAGAGGCACCAGGGCCAGCCUGCCGGGGAGCGGCCUGCGGGUGAGGAGGGGCUGCCGGCCACCGGAGCCAGGGGCCCCUCCCACCAGGAAGAGGCAGAAAGGGCCGCAGGGAAGAGGAAGCGGACGUUCUCAGAAGUUGAAACAAAUUCCAAGAAGAAAAAGGUGAAAUUCUCAGGACAUUCUGAGGGUGCAGAACCAGAAGACCAUGUGGCUCCUGCAAAAGGUAAAUUCAACUGGAAGGGAACUAUUAAAGCAAUUCUGAAACAAGCCCCAGACAAUGAAAUAUCAAUCAAAAAGUUAAGGAAAAAGGUUUUAGCUCAGUAUCACAUGGCAUCAAGUGAACGUCACAGGUCUGAAGAGGAGCUUCUGGUCAUCUUUAACAAAAAGAUCAGCAGGAACCCCACCUUCAAGUUGUUAAAGGACAAAGUCAAGCUUUUAAAAUGAACAUCUCUGUUUUUAAAAGUUGAAUUCAUUCUAUUGACUUCUUUUUUUCAUUGCUGUUUAUAAAAUGUGUAAUGAAUUAUAGCAACUCAAACUGUGUUUUCCAAAGCCAUUAUUUUUAAGUUAAGGAAAAAUUAUAUUUUUGGUAGAACUUUUAUGAAAAAAUAAAAUAUAUUCUUGUCCAAAAUUCU
Messenger RNA from Nycticebus coucang (slow loris), 1617 nucleotides. RefSeq names its product Ly1 antibody reactive (gene LYAR). The record is from RefSeq and is a predicted model, not a curated record. Gene Ontology annotation, molecular function: DNA binding. Gene Ontology annotation, cellular component: nucleolus. NCBI's taxonomy places the organism in Eukaryota, Metazoa, Chordata, Mammalia, Primates, Lorisidae. Gene Ontology annotation, biological process: negative regulation of transcription by RNA polymerase II; rRNA processing. The transcript is spliced from 10 exons. The coding region runs from base 239 to 1429 and encodes 396 amino acids.